Thlaspi arvense is the source of this 723-nucleotide messenger RNA. The record is from the annotation of a GenBank genome assembly. NCBI's taxonomy places the organism in Eukaryota, Viridiplantae, Streptophyta, Magnoliopsida, Brassicales, Brassicaceae.
AGAAGCUCUUGCAAGAUGGAUAGAAGCAACAAUGAGCUAGAUAAAGAGCUACUUCACUCUCAAGCUCACAUAUGGAACCACAUAUUCAAUUUCAUAAACUCUAUGUCCAUCAAAUGUGCCGUUCAACUUGGCAUACCAGACAUUGUUAAGAAACAUGGGCGGCCGAUGACUCUCUCUCAGAUUGUUGCCGCUCUUCCUAUCAACCCUUCCAAAGGCCGGAAUCAAAAAGUUUCUGAAAAUGAUGAGGAAGAAGGGUACUUGCUCACGCCGACUUCUCGACUACUCCUCAAGGAUGAGCCACUCAAUGUCACCCCAUUCUUACUAGCCAUGUUGGACCCAGUGUUGACAAUGCCGUGGCACCAUGUGAGUGAAUGGUUCCAAAACGAUGAUGCAACGCCAUUUGAUACGACUCAUGGGAGGACAUUUUGGGACUAUGCAAGCCACGAGCCAAGGCUUAACAAAUUCUUCAAUGAAGCAAUGGCUAGUGAUGCCCGUUGGUCACUAGUGUGGUUAUUAGGGACUGUAAAGGAUUUGAACUCGUUGGUUGAUGUCGGGGGAGGCAUUGGCGUGGUGGCAAAGUCUAUUGCUAAUGCUUAUCCACACUUGAAGUGCACUGUGUUGGAUCUUCCUCAUGUGGUUGCUGGAUUGGAAGGUAGCAAGAAUUUGAACUAUGCUGGAGGUGACAUGUUUGAGGCCAUUCCUCCGCUGAUGCUAUUUUGUUGA